Molecule: messenger RNA, 803 nt
Organism: Peromyscus leucopus (white-footed mouse)
Lineage: Eukaryota; Metazoa; Chordata; Mammalia; Rodentia; Cricetidae
Gene: Cks1b
Product: CDC28 protein kinase regulatory subunit 1B
Exons: 3
Coding region: 92-358 (88 amino acids)
Biological process (GO): regulation of mitotic cell cycle
Cellular component (GO): SCF ubiquitin ligase complex; cyclin-dependent protein kinase holoenzyme complex
Molecular function (GO): ubiquitin binding; histone binding; protein kinase binding
Source: RefSeq, a predicted model, not a curated record
GGAGAGAGGACGUAGCCAAGGCGCAGCUGAAAGUUUUGUGCUCGCAAUGAAAGGACAGUUCCGUAAGAGCGUCACUGUCGGUUAUUAGUGUAUGAAAAAAGAACAGGAGCGUGGUUGUCGGCCUUGUUUUAGGGAGCGGGUUUGCAGGACUCGAAGUGGCAUGAAGACUGGACGUAGGCAUGUCAUGUUGCCCAAGGACAUAGCCAAGCUGGUCCCUAAAACCCAUUUGAUGUCGGAAUCUGAAUGGAGAAAUCUUGGCGUUCAGCAGAGUCAGGGAUGGGUCCAUUAUAUGAUCCAUGAACCAGAACCUCACAUCUUACUGUUCCGGCGGCCAUUACCCAAGAAGCCAAAGAAAUGAAGCUGACGAACCACCUUUCAGCCUCAAGCUUUACUCAGCUGUCCUUACUUCCUACCAUCUUGCUGAUAGCGUGAUUAUGUUGCUUUCUUAUUUCUCACUUUGAUAUUUAAAGGAUGUUCAAUACACUGUUUGAAUGUGCUGGUACCUGCUUUGCCUCUUGAGCGGAGCCACCAAUGCCACAGCCCUGUCAGAUGAGUGUGACCUCAAAGCCCGACUGUGCUCUGUAUCCAGCAGGCCAUCUUCGCCAUCUCCCAAAAGCAUGUGAAAAUCAGAUCAUGGCUCUUACAGGGAUGGUGUGAAUUUACUGUUGUGGUUUUUACUGUUGGGUAUUGUAUUUAUGGUGACUUAUUGGUUUAUGUUUCAAUGUAUUGGAAACUUUCCAUUUUAUCUGACAAAUCUCUUCCAUGUUACAAACCUUGAUUAAAGGAAGUUUUUAUAAUCUAAA